UCCGGGAGGCGGCUCGCGGCCUGUCGGCACGGUGACCGUUCGGUGGCGGACUACUACGUGGAGGCUCGAGGGGCAGGAUGGGAGGAGAAUGCCCUGGUCAUCCUUUACGCGCAGGGGCUAUCAGAGGGGAUGAAGGACGAACUCUCCUUCAGGGAGCUGCCUGAGCGACUGGAUGGCCUCGUCGACCUCUCGGUGCGGGUAGACAAUCGGCGUUGUGAGAGGGCGCACGAGAGAGGGAUGACGCAAGGUGCGCUUGUCCAAGAUGGAGAAGCAGAGAUGUCUGUGCCAGGGACGUUGCCUGUACAGGCAGGUUACCACUUCGACUCAUGCCCGGAGAAGCCGGGAAAUGGGAGGGCUCGCUAAUAUCGGGAGGGGUGCUAGCGAGCUGGAACCGAAACCCCAACCCUAGAGACUCGGGAAACCUGAUGGACACGGGGCUGGCCCAAGGGUGGAACAUUCCGUUACUCUCCCUCUCCGAGCCGGUUCCGGUCAUGGGCCUGGAUGGCCGGCCGUUGGGGUCGGGCUUCAUCACCCGGAGCACUGUCCCCGUGUGUCGGGUGGCAGGGGGGCUAUGGGAGGAUAUCCAGUUUUUCAUUGUGUCCCUUCGUCCUUGGGCACCCCUGGCUGGUCGCCCACAAACCCCGGAUAGACUGGUCCACGGGGCGGCUCAUCCUGGAGGGAGGCUCCGCCUCCAUCCUGUUCCGUUCUCCACCGACCACCAUCCCACACCACCUACCAGUCCUCACCUCUUCCCCAGGUCCUGCACUCCGAACCGCCUACCGCCCUAGACGGUGGCUACAGACUCCGUCACCGGCCCAGACCUGGCAGGCGUUCCCCAUGAGUAUUGGGAUCUGGCGGAGGGUGUUUAGUAAGAGGCGUAUCAAGGGCCUCCUCACAGGCCAUACAACAUGAACUGACUGUAAGAACUUAGCCUACAUUCAGGGGACCAAGAGGCUCAACUCGCGCCAGGCCAGGUGGGCGUUGUUCUUCACCAAGUUCCGGUUCACGAUCUCAUACCGUCUGGGGUCGAAGAACACCAAGCCUGAUGCGUUCUCCCGGCAUUUUGACCCCAUGGACCUGGUGGAGAGGGAUGACCCCAUUGUCCCCAAUGCCCUGAUUGCUGCCCCAGUUGCGUGGGGAAUCGAUAGGCUGGUCAGAGCAGCUCUACGGCGGGAGCCUGAUCCGGACGGAGGUCCAUCGGGGAGGAUGUACGUACCCAAGGCUGUGCACUGCUUCAGUGUGUGCACGCGUCCGACCUCACCAGCCAACCGGGGGUCGCGCCAGGAUGUUGGAGUUCCUGCGUAGGAGGUUCUGGUGGCCAUCAGCUGAGGGGGAUACACGCUCCUUCAUGGCUGCUUGCCCGGUGUGCGCGCGCAUGAAGAGCUCAUGUCAGCCCACGGCAGGGCUGCUCUGAAAUCUGCUUAUCCCCAAGCGCCCCUGGUCCCACAUCUCUCUGGAUUUCAUUUCCGCCCUACCCCACUCUGAUGGAUACACAGUCAUCCUGGUCGUUGUGGACCAGUUUUUGAAGGCUGUCCACUUCAUUCCCCUUCUCAAACUCCCGUCGGCCCGGGAGACGGCUAAGUUGGUGGUGCAGCACGUUUUCUGGGUCCACGGCCUUCUCCAAGAUGUGUUGUCGGAUCGAGGUCCUCAGUUCACCUCCAGGUUCACCUCCAGGUUCUGGAAGGCAUUUGCCACCUGCCUCAGCGCCUCCAUCAGCUUGUCUUCCGGCUUCCAUCCCCAGUCGAACGGGCAGACGGAGCGUGUCAACCAGGAUCUGGAGGGGGUGCUGAGGUGCUACGCCUCCAGCAACCCAGCUACGUGGAGUCAGCGACUGGUGUGGGCGGAGUACGCCCACAACACCCUUCUCUGCUCGUCCACCGGCCUGUCUCCCUUCCAGUGGCAAUACGGGUACCAACACCCCCUAUUCCCCGAGCAAGAGGAGGAGGCAGCGGUCCCGUUGGUCCAGGCCCACAUCAGUCGGUGUUGCUGCACCUGGGACAGAGGGUGUGGCUCUCCAGGAAGCUGUCUCCCCGGUUCGUCGGGCCUUUCAAAGUGGUCCGGCGAGUCAACCCAGUGGCCUACCGCCUGCAACUUCCCCCCACCAUGCGGGUGCAUCUCACGUUCCAUGUGUCCCUCCUCAAGCCCGUCGCCACCUGUCCCCUGGCUUCCCCUCCUCGUCCUGUUCCCCCUGCUGUGCCUCGUAGGAUGGCAGCCGGCUUUUACUGUGGACCGGAUCCUGGACUGCCGGCAGGUGGGGAGGGGUCUCCAAUUUCUGGUGUACUGGGAGGGUUAUGGGCCGGAGGAGCGGUCCUGGGUGCCCAGGAGGGACAUUCUGGACCGACCCAGGGCUGAUAACAACAUUCCGUCGCCUCCACCCGGAGGCGCCGAGGUGAACGGCUGGGGCACUGUUACAGGAGGGGGUCACAGUUCCGGAGCGACCCACUAGGUGUCAUCCUCCGACAACCUUAGGCACCUCCUCACUCACAGUCUGAACUAACCAUUAUCUUAUUGGUGUCACCUGUGUCUACCUGUUCACCUGUGAAUUUAUGCCCUCACUUCCCUGUGUUUCCCUUGCUCUGUUUUUUCUGCUAGUUAUCGAUGCCAAACAGUACUAAUCAGUGUCUGAUCACGAGACGUAUGUACAGGUACUUGAGAACUGUUCUCCCUGUUUCAUUGUUGUUUUCAGUCAUAGUUAGUAUUUUGUAUGUUUGUUGUCAGCCUGUUUUUGGAGACCAAUUUGCUCCCCCUUUAUUUUUUUGUGACAAGUCCGUUAUUUUGUAUCUUGGUUUUGGGACCACCAGUAAAGAUCCUUGUUUCACCAUCUCUGCCUACUGUCUACUGUCUAUCUUGCACCACACCUGGGUAACACCUCACACCAGCCCUAACAGCCUUGGAAAGGUCUAUAAAUAAGGCAGCACAAUGAUUUUUAUGAUCCAAGCAACACAUCAUCUAAAACAAGUAUAGCAGCUGAAACUGUGCUAUGUCCAGAUCUAAAACUGGAUUGGUGCACAUUAAGAACUACAGUGCAAAGUUAAAGAAGUUAUUAGCUGAAAGUUAGUCAGUGAUUCUAAAACUUUGGCUAGGCAAGAUCAUUUUGAAAUUGGACAGUAGUUAUCAAAGUCAGAAGGAUCUCCUCCUUUAUGUCUCCUCUGCUUUCCAGAUCAGUCAGAAGGAUCUCCUCCUUUAUGUCUCCUCUGCUUUCCAGAUCAGUCAGAAGGAUCUCCUCCUUUAUGUCUCCUCUGCUUUCCAGAUCAGUCAGAAGGAUCUCCUUUAGUCUCCUGUUUCAGAUCAUCAAGGUCUCCUCUUAUCUCCCUGCUUUCCAGAUCAGUCAGAAGGAUCUCCUCCUUUAUGUCUCCUCUGCUUUCCAGAUCAGUCAGAAGGAUCUCCUCCUUUAUGUCUCCUCUGCUUUCCAGAUCAGUCAGAAGGAUCUCCUCCUUUAUGUCUCCUCUGCUUUCCAGAUCAGUCAGAAGGAUCUCCUCCUUUAUGUCUCCUCUGCUUUCCAGAUCAGUCAGAAGGAUCUCCUCCUUUAUGUCGCCUCUGCUUUCCAGACCUUAUGGAUAGAAACAAGUGUCAAGUGAAAGAUAUAGGUCAGGGGUCAGGGAGCUCGGCCCCAUUGGUCCACACCACCCUCUCUAGCGCCAUGUGAUCCAGGGCGGUGCUAUUGCCAUACCAAGCGGUGAUGCAGCCAGUCAAGAUGGUCUCAAUGGUGCAGCUGUAGAACUUUUUGAGAAUUUGAGGGCCCAUGCCAAUCCUUUUCAACCUCCUGAGGGGGAAGAGGCGCUGUCGCGCCUUCUUCACGACUGUGUGUGUGUGUGGAUCAUUUGAAGUCCUUAGUGAUUUGGACACCGAGGAACUUGAAGCUCUCGACCCGCUCCACUCCUCGUACAGUUUGUUAAGUGUCAGCUUGUUAUUUUUCUUCCUGAGGUGGAAUGUAUACAACAGUCACGAUAACAGCUGACAACUCCCUCGGGAGGUAGAAGGGUCAGCAUUUGACCAUCAGGUAUUCCAAGACGAGUGAACAAUGGGUCGAGACUUCCACUGCACUCGAGUCAGCAACAAUUUUUUGUUGAUGAAGAGGCAAACCCCUCCUCCUCUCGAUUUCCCUGACUCCACUGUCCUGUCCGCUCGGUGAAUGGAGAAUCCAUUGAGUUGGAUAGCCAUGGGGUCUAUCUUGUCCGAAAGCAAAGUUUCAGAAAAGCUGAGAAUAUUGCAGAUACGAGAGUCCCGUUGGUAGCAAAUCCGCAAUCGGAUGUCAUCCAUCUUAUUAUCAAGAGGAAUAAGAUUGGCCAGUAGAAUGGAGGGAAGAGGUGGCUGGUUUUCCCUUCGCUAUAAUCUCGUAAGGACUCCCCUCUCUUGCCUCUUUAACGUCGGCGUUUCCUCUUGGAUACCCCCAGAAUUGGGUCUGAAUUACAGAAAGAGCCCAGGGCAGAUGAGUCGAAGUCAAAGUUGAAGCUGGAAUUGAGGUAAGUAACUGCCGAUCUGAUGUUUAACAUUCUUGUCGGUUAUAAGAAAUGAUAGUGGAUACAUUUCAUGAAAAUAAAGUAAAAAUAAACGCCAAAAGAAUCCCAAAAUAGCAAAGUUGGUUCGAUGCUCGCAAAACCGCUGCCAUCUUUAUUGGGUUAUUAUAAAACCUAAAAACUGUUGAUUCUGAUAGAUAUUGUAAAUGAUUUCCAUCGACCUGAGGUCUCCUCCUUCGUCUUCCAGGUUGAAGGUCUGCCAGCGUUGAUCCUGUGUUCUGGGGUGGUGGUAGCUUCAGGGAAUGAACCCUUUAGACCAGGGAACUAUGACGUCCUGAGACCGGCCCAGCCCGCUGCUGCUCACUCCUCUAACUCAGACUCUAUAGAAGCAACCAGGCCAAAGCCUCUAACAGGUGAGUGGUCAGCUUUGCAGUGCUUUGGGUUGAUUAGUUACUGAUUGAUUGAAGAAAAAUGUAGCAUGAGCGCUUCAGGUCUUCCAAAACACCCACAGGUGCUCUUGGAGGGGAAUAGUAAUUGAAAAAGCAAAAGGAAGAAUUAUAACAAAUGGGUGUUGAGUGGCAUACAACAAUCCAGGUCCAGGCACAAGUUAAAAAGCCUUUAUUUUGUGGGCUAAGUCAUUAUUUAAAUAAACACCAACGUGUUACGGUUAACACCUUAAUCAGGGUGAUUGAGUCAUAGAUCAAAUUGUUUGAUUGUAUUUUGACUAAAUAUAUUUUUUUUCUUUGAUUUUACUAGGGAGAGGAUCUUAGAAGAAGAAGGGAAGAGGGAGGGACGAGGAGGGGAGAGGGAGGGAGGAAGGGAAGUCUUUGGAGAGGAGAGAGGGCUUCCUCCUUCUCUUUUCUCUUUCUCUUUCUUUCUUUUUCUUUCUUUCUUCUUUCUUCUUUUUCUUGCUUUUUUCUUUUCUUUCUUUCUUUCUUCUUCUUUCUUCUUCUCUCUUUCUCUCUUUCUCUCUUUCUUUCUCUCCCCCUCUCCCGUCAACACUCUAAUCUCUUAGAAAAUAAGACAUCGUUCUCCAGUGGGCGGCGGUCCAGGAACUUCAGCCUGUCAUCAGAGAGAUACUUUGUGAACCAGAUCAACAAGUCUGUGAACGGUAGCUCCCACGGCCAGCCGGUCCGCCUCUCAGAGAGCAUGGAGACAGAGCUGAACCAGAGAGAGACCCGGGGCUCUGUAGAUAUGGAGACAGACACGUAUCAGCUUGUAGAGGACACGGGGAAGACCUCCAUCGUACCGCAGGACGACGAUAUUGAGAAGUCCUUCAGGGUCAACCAAGAUGGCAGCAUGACCGUCGAGAUGAAGGUUAGUACUGUUGUUGUUGUUGUUGUUGUUGAGUAUGUUGAGGAUGUUGUUGUUGUUGUUGAGUAUGUUGAGUAUGUUGUUGUAGUUAUUGUUGUUGAGUAUGGUGUUGUUGUUGUUAUUGUUGUUGAGUAUGGUGUUGUUGUUGUUAUUGUUGUUGAGUAUGGUGUUGUUGUUAUUGUUGUUGAGUAUGGUAUUGUUGUUGAGUAUGGUGUUGUUGUUAUUGUUGUUGAGUACGGUGUUGUUGUUAUUGUUGUUGUUGUUGUUAUUGUUGUUGAGUAUGGUGUUGUUGUUAUUGUUGUUGAGUAUGGUGUUGUUGUUAUUGUUGUUGAGUAUGGUGUUGUUGUUAUUGUUGUUGAGUAUGUGUUGUUGUUGUUAUUGUUGUUGUUGUUAUUGUUGUUGAGUAUGGUGUUGUUGUUAUUGUUGUUGUUGUUAUUGUUGUUGAGUAUGGUGUUGUUGUUACUAAUAUUAUUUAUAUCAUUACUUCCAUUAUUUCUAUAUUUAUGGAACACACCUCUGAUUUGAUUCUGAUUGGCAGGUCCGUCUGACCAUCAAGGAGGAGGAGAUGAUCCAUUGGACGACCACGUUGAGCCGCUCCAGCGUGGUGGCCAAUCAUAAACCAGGAGCCAAGUCGGGCUCCACCCCCCAGUCACCCGACAACAACGUGGAGGCGAAGGACCCUAACAUUGGUCUCAGCGAGGAUGAGACCAAGGAGAGUAACCACCCCAGCCGCAAUGCAGAGAGGGGCGUGGCUUUCUGCGUGACGGACGGUGGAGGGACCGACAGUGGCAGUGGGGGCAGAGCUGGUUCUCUGAAGGCCCACCCCCGUCAGAAGCGGAUGCCGACCCCUGGGCUGAGACAGGUGAAAAAGAAGCAGGCGUCCGUGGAAAGUGUAACCACGGUGACGGAGACAGGUGUCCAGGAGACCAGCCUGGGGACUUUUUCCUACACAGAGCGCACGGCAGACGGGGAGACCACGGGGGGGUACUGUGUGGUCCGGCAGAGCAGCAGCAGCUCCAGGUUACCCGCCAUACCACCUGUCCCCAAGCCCAGGAAGAGUGGCUCGGCUGGGGCCAGCAGGGCCAGCAGGGCCAGCAGGACCGGCUCCCACUCCUCCCUCCGGUCCUCUGGAGUAGCAGAGGUGAUGCAGAUUCAGAACAAUGGUAAUGGCAGGGAGAUCACUGAGACCGUCAUGCACAUCUACGAAAGGGGACAGAACAGCUACGAUAACUACUAUACCAACGCACUGGGGGCCGGGUACGGGACAGGUGGGGAGGGAGGUGGGGGUUAUGCGGGUGAAGCAGGGUAUGAUGGAGGUUGCGGUGGUGGCUCCAACCCCAUGCCGCGGAGUAAACCGGCCUCUUCAGACUCGGGGCCGCGCUCCUCCGUGGACUUCACCCGACCGUCCAGUACCAGCGACUCACUGAACCAACAGAGGGAUGAGAUACUCUCUCUGUCUUCUGAACCCACCUCACCUUCUCAGAAUGUCACCCUUCCAACUCAGAAACAACCAGAGACCCUCAGCAACAAACAGUCGUCUUUCCCAGACAUCGAAGCUCAAGCCGCGUCAGAGUCUCACACGUGGUCCUCUCCUAAAGAGACAGAAUGCCCAAAGGAAUUGGAAUGUUCCGAGACAAAGGAAUUGGAAUGUUCCGAGACAAAGGAAUUGGAAUGUUCCGAGACAAAGGAAUUGGAAUGUUCCGAGACAAAGGAAUUGGAAUGUUUCGAGACAAAGGAAUUGGAAUGUUCAGAGAAAAAGGAAUUGGAAUGUUCCGAGACAAAGGAAUUGGAAUGUUCCGAGACAAAGGAAUUGGAAUGUUUCGAGACAAAGGAAUUGGAAUGUUCCGAGACGAAGGAAUUGGAAUGUUCCGAGACGAAGGAAUUGGAAUGUUCCGAGACAAAGGAAUUGGAAUGUUCCGAGACAAAGGAAUUGGAAUGUUCCGAGACAAAUGAAUUGGAAUGUUCAGAGACAAAGGAAUUGGAAUGUUCAGAGACAAAGGAAUUGGAAUGUUCCGAGACAAAGGAAUUGGAAUGUUCCGAGACAAAGGAAUUGGAAUGUUCCGAGACAAAUGAAUUGGAAUGUUCCGAGACAAAGGAAUUAGGAUGUUCAGAGAGAAAGGAACUGGAAUGUUCCGAGACAGUAGCGAAGAAGGAGGAGGAGGCUGAGGAGGAUGUUCUUGAAGAGAACAAGGAGAAGAGGACAGUGAAGACGAAAGGGAAGCAGAUGAGUCCAACGUCCACUACGAGCUCAAAGAGCAGACAGAAGGACAGUGUGGCAGGGUCUGUUAGGAGUACCAAAAAUAUCCCUGUGAAGAAUGGGACCUUGGCGUUAAACAUAGACGUGAAAGAUUCUGAAAAACGGGGGUUAGCUUCUGAAAAACAGCUGAAUAUGGGUGAGAAGGUCGGAAGAGGGCAAAGAUCCCAGAAGGUCCACACCACUAAGUCUUCCAGGCAGAAGACACAGCCGAGGAAGAACGUGUUUUCUGUUUCCCCAGCCAGACAGACAGACACCGGACAGACAGUCAGACCGACGGUUCGAAAGAUGGCCAGCCAGCCAACCAGAAAGACCUUGGCCAAGCAGAGGUCCAUGUCUAACGAGGACAGAACCAAAUCCCCCAAACAGACUCUGCUGAGUGAGAGCUUCUCCAUGCCUGUCUUGCACCCCCCUCCAGCCCCCUCUGGGGUACACCAGUACGUAGAGAACUGGCUGCAGAACAUCGCCCCAGAGUCCGUCCCCUAUGUCCCCUACAUGGAGGAGGGAGGCCAGGACACAGAAGAGACUGAACCCAGGACACAGAAGAGAUCGAACCCAGGACAAGGUGUGUUGUGUUGUUGUGUGAUGUAUGGAGGGGUUGGGUACAGCAGAAUAUAAAAUUUAAGGUGCCGAUAGAUGAAUACAUCUUCUCUUCUUCUUCUUUCUUCUUCUUCUUUCUUAUUCUUCUUCUUCUUCUUCUUCUUCUGCGUCUUCGUCUUCGUCUUCUUAUUCUUUUCUUCUUCUUUUCUUCUUCUUAAGGUAAACAUGGAGGAGGGGGGAGGCCAGGGACAAGAAGGAGACUGAACCCAUGACCAAGGUGUGUUGUGUGUGUGUGUGUAUUGGAGGGGUUGGGUACAGCAGAAUAUACAUUUAGUGCCGUAUAGAUGAAUACAAUCUUCUUCUUCUCUUCUUCUCUUCUUCUUCUUCUUCUUCUUCUUCUUCUUCUUCUUCUUCUUCUUCUUCUUCUUCUAAGGUAAACAUGGAGGAGGGAGGCCAGGACACAGAAGAGACUGAACCCAGGACCAAGGUGUGUUUGUGUGUGUGUGUAUUGGAGGGGUUGGGUACAGCAGAAUAUACAUUUAAGUGCCGUAUAGAUGAAUACAAUCUUCUUCUUCUUCUUCUUCUUCUUCUUCUUCUUCUUCUUCUUCUUCUUCUUCUUCUUCUUCUUCUUCUUCUUCUUCUUCUUCAGGUAAACAUGGAGGAGGGAGGCCAGGACACAGGGGAGCCUGAACCAAGGACCAAGGUGAUCUUCCAGAUAGGAGCUGACUCAGAAGUCGAGUCAGAAGUGAAGAGUGGUUACCCAGAGGAUCAGCAUCUGUCCCAGUUGGGAGACCACCUCUCAGUGGGAGGCCUGUCCAUGUCCUGCCUGUCUGUCCCUGUCAGCAACGCCGAGGCUCAGGUCGAGCUCUCUAACCCCCAGAGGACCAGGAAGCUCUGUUCCUCUAUGCCCAGUGUCAGGUCGGUCUACCUUUAUUUAUUUUCAUUUUAUUUAACCUUUUAUUUAACCAGGAAAGUCCCAUUGAGAUAUAUAAUGUUUUUUACAAAGGAGACCUGACCAAGAAAGCAGCAGCAAGUAGCUAAGAAGUCAGUAUCACAGCAAAUGUUUGUAAAUCUUCCAUACCAAAUAUUGUAGUUUUAGGAUUAUUGUAUUGCAUACAUUGUAUUUUUCAUAUAGUAUUACAAUUAUUGAGCUAUUUUAGGAUUGUACUAUUUGAUGACAAUCUAUGAUUGUAAAUUGGUUUACAAUUCAGUCUAUGACUGCGAGCUCCGUAAACUCCAUUAAUACAACGACUCUAUGGGCCUAUUGGCUGUUAAGGCUUACUUGUGGACUGUUAAGGCUUACUUGUGGAAUGUUAAGGCUUACUUGUGGACUGUUAAGUACUUCUGGGGGGAAUGGCCCUAGCCCUCACCCUCCGAUUCCAACCGGUCCCAGACGUGCUCAAUGGGAUUGAGAUCCGGGCUCUUCGCUGGCCAUGGCAGAACACUGACAUUCCUGUCUUGCAGGAAAUCACGCAUAGAACGAGCAGUAUGGCUGGUGGCAUUGUCAUGCUGGAGGGUCAUGUCAGGAUGAGCCUGCAGGAAGGGUACCACAUGAGGGAGGAGGAUAUCUUCCCUGUAACACACAGCGUUGAGAUUGCCUGCAAUGACAACAAGCUCAGUCCGAUGAUGCUGUGACACACCGCCCCAGACCAUGACGGACCCUCCACCUCCAAAUCGAUCCCGCUCCAGAGUACAGGCCUCGGUGUAACGUUCAUUCCUUCAACGAUAAACGCGGAUCCGACCAUCACCCCUGGUGAGACAAAACCGCGACUCGUCGUGAAGAGCACUUUUUGCCAGUCCUGUCUAGUCCAGCAACGGUGGGUUUGUGCCCAUAGGCGACGUUGUUGCCAGUGAUGUCUGGUGAGGACCUGCCUUACAACAGGCCUACAAGCCCUCAGUCCAGCCUCUCUCAGCCUAUUGCGGACAGUCUGAGCACUGAUGGAGGGAUUGUGCGUUCCUGGUGUAACUCGGGCAGUUGUUGUUGCCAUCCUGUACCUGUCCCGCAGGUGUGAUGUUCGGAUGUACCUGUGCAGGUGCUGUUACACGUGGUCUGCCACUGCGAGGACGAUCAGCUGUCCGUCCUGUCUCCCUGUAGCGCUGUCUUAGGCGUCUCACAGUACGGACAUUGCAAUUUAUUGCCCUGGCCACAUUUGCAUUCCUCAUGCGUCCUUGCAGCAUGCCUAAGGCACGUUCAUGCAGAUGAGCAGGGACCAUGGGCAUCUUUCUUUUGGUGUUUUUGAGAGUCAGUAGAAAGGCCUCUUUAGUGUCCUAACUUUUCAUAACUGUGACCUUAAUUGCCUACUGUCUGUAAGCUGUUAGUGUCACAGAUGGAUGUUCAUUAAUUGGGAUGGGAAACAGUGUUUAAACCCUUUACAAUUAAGAUUUGUGAAGUUAUUUGGAUUUUUACAAAAUAUCUUUGAAAGACAGGGUCCUGAAAAAGGGACUUUUUGCAGAGUUUAUUAUUCCGACUACUACUACUACUACCACUACUACUACACUACUACUACUGAUACUACUACCACUGCUACUACUACUACUGCUACUACUGCUACUACUACUACUUCUACUUCUACAACUACUACUACUACUACUACUUCUACUUCUACAACUACUACUACUACUACUGCUACUACUACUACUACUACUACUACUACUACCACUACUACUACUACUACUACUACUGCUGUUGCUACUACUACUACUACUACUACUACUACUACUACUACUACUACUACUAAUACUAAUACUACUACUACUACUACUAUUCCUCCUCCUCUAACUAUAUUCCAAUUAUUACUACUACUACUACUACUACUACUACUACUACUACUACUACUACUACUACUACUACUCUAAAUAUAUUAAUAUUACUACUACUAAUACUGCUACUACUACUACUACUACUACUACUACUACUACUAAUAUUAAUACUACUAAUAUUAAUACUACUACUACUACUACUACUACUAAUUUAACCCUUCGUUCUACUACUUCUCUAAGUCUAUACUUACUACUACUACUACUAUACUCUACUCCUCUAAUGCUAUUCCUCCUCCUCCUCCUCCUCUUCCUCCUCCUACUACUACUACUACUACUACUACUACUACUACUACUACUACUACUACUACUACUACUACUACUACUACUCUAACUAUAUUCUUACUACUACUACUACUACUACUACUACUACUACUACUACUACUACUACUACUACUGCUACUACUACUACUGCUACUGCUACUACUACUACUAUUACUACUACUACUAACGCUAUUCCUACUACUACUACUACUACUACUACUACUACUACUACUACUACUACUACUACUACUACUACUACUACUACUACUACCCACUACUAAUACUACUGCUACUGCUACUACUACUCUAACGCUAUUCCUACUACUACUAGGAUCGACCCGGAGGAACAGCAGAGCAGGCUCGGUCUCCUCCACCGCUCAGCGUCCUUUGUCCCUCAUCCUGUAGAGCACAGUGAGUCUUCCUCCUCCACCCACCACCUCCUUAGCCCCAAGGCCACGCUGACACCGGUCUUCCGUCAGCUCUGCUCCUCCAUACAGUGCAUCAGACAGGCCUCCCAACCUCCUGCCAGCCUGGAGAAAUCACACAGCAUGCCUGACUUCUCCUCUCAG
Coregonus sp. 'balchen' is the source of this 12215-nucleotide messenger RNA. The record is from the annotation of a GenBank genome assembly. Lineage: Eukaryota; Metazoa; Chordata; Actinopteri; Salmoniformes; Salmonidae.